AUUACAGUGUUGUUACAAAUAGGGCAAUGUUGUUGUACACUGCGUACAGUGGUGGUUAAAGAUGAAGGUCCAAUAAACAGCUGUUUGGUAACAUUCAAAAUUAUCGAUAGCAAGAACAGAACGACGCAGCAGCAGCACCAGCGCCAGCACCAUCAGCAGGCAGAAGCGCAGCCAGUGACAGUAGCAGCCAAUAUUAUGCGAAACAAGAAAUCUAUAAAAAAGUAGAGCAGCAGCAGCAGCAGUUGGGGUGGGGUAACGCUGGAGCAGCAGCAUGGAACCUCCAGCGCACGUUACCGCAGCGGGCAUCGUAACUGUUGUUGAGAGCGCAGCGGAUGCUGAGCAAGACAGCCAAGUGACAACAACGCAUAAGAAUGACGAGGAAGCGGAUAAUGAUGAUGACGAUGAUGAUGAUGAUGGUGACAACGAUGACGAUGACGAUGGUGAGGAUGUUGAUGAUGAUGACGAUGGGGAUGAUGAUGAUGCCAAGGAUGCUUACUUCGAGGCGCGCAAUGGCAAUGAAAGCGAUGAGCUCGAAACGGCAUUCCAAAGUGCGUUGACAUUGGCUAGUGACGUCAGAGUGAAUGUUAGCGAUGCAGAUGCCGAGCAAGAUGAGAGCAAUAGCGGUCACACAGAGCAGCAGCCGGAUAUUGGGCAGGUGCAGCAGCCAGAACUGGAUGACAACAACGAUAUUGUGAUGCGCAACCACACUCCAAGAGACUUGCAAUAUGAGACAAACAACGAAAAUAGCCAGCUGGGAGCCGCGCCAGCCUCAGCUUCUGCCAGCGAUUCGUCACGACCACGAAAUCAGCAUCAGGCACUGCUUACGACCAAGUCCUGCGAGAUGCCCGGCAGCGCGGCAUUGGCAUCGGCAUCGGCAGCGACUCUAUCGCCCAGUAGCUCGUGCAACGGCAGCAUUGGCAGCGAUGGCAGCUGUAGUGUUGGUGGCGGUGCCCGUCGCAAGUCCUGGUCGCUGUCGCCACAAAACGGUGGCUCCAAGAAGAAAAGCAAACCAAGUGCUGCAGUCACGACGACGACGACGGCAUCCAAUGGCGAUAGCUUUAAUUUGUGGGUGGCGCGCGAAUGCUUUGAAACGGUACCCGCUGAAAUGGUAGACACGCUGAGCGUUUCCGAACUCCAGGAGCAACAGGAUGAGGAGCAGCACCAACAGGAGGAGGAUGACGAUGUGGACGAAGAGGCGGCUGCCGUCGAGAGUCUGCUGGGCGCUGCAGCGGCUCUGCAGGCCAGUGCCUAUUUAAGCGGCGGUGCGCAGAGUCGACAAAAGCAUUUGCGACAGCCUCCACAGCAUCGUCCGCUAGAGCGGUCGUGGCCGCCACGCGCCAUUGGAGGACGCGAGCUAAAGCUGCAGGGUGAUGUCUUCAAAUUUGAUAUACUCGAUACGGAUGAGCGCAUGUACCCGGAGGAUGGGCCAAGCUACAGCGGUGCCAGCAGUAAUAACAGCUCGCCGCUGCGCCUGCUCGGCCAGCCGGAGGCCAGUCCACCGCCCAUGCGCUUUAAGCCGCUCAUCCAGAAAAAGAUUGGACCCGACAGCUACAUCAAUACGAUCAGCACCCAGAAGGUGCCCGCCCAUUUAUCGUAUGAGUUUCCCACGUUUCCCCUCCAGGAGCAGCACAACAGCAUGGCCAGCACCAGCUCUGGCGCCAGCUGCAGUGCUGCUGUUGCCGCCUCCAAUGGCCUUGGGGGCCAUCACUUUCCCUAUUUGCGACAGCAUCGACCCUUGACACGUGCCCUGUCCAAUGGCAAGGCCGCCGGCACUGGAACGGCCACGGAUGAGCCUUAUCAUCUGGCCAGCAGCAGCAAUUCGCCACGGCUGCUGCUGUCGCCCAAGCGUCAGCGCAGUCCGCCCUCGGGCUGUUCCACGCGCAGCGUCUCUCCGCUGGAUCUCAGCCUCAGUCCCGAGCAACACUCGCCCACGCGUGGACGCGGCGUCGGUGGCCUGGAGACAAUUUUACCGCUGCCCAUGGCGCCGCCGCCAAUCGGUGCGCCCACUUUUCAUGCACAGCGACCACAGCAGCGACUGUUGAAACGAGUGGGCGGCGGCGGAGGAGCUGCAGCUGCUGGCGGACUCAUCUGUCCGCCCACGCCCACACAUCAUGCGCGCCGGCAUGCGCGUCUGCAGGCCGUCACUGCCAACUCCAGCACUGCCGGCACAGUCGAGCCGAACUCUAGUCAAUUGGAUUACAACCAACUGCAGACGCCGCCUGGCUCGCCAGCCGGCGCCGGUGCGCAGUCAGCGGAUGCAGAUGCGGAUGCGGAUGCGGAUGACAACAAUGAUAUGUUGCACAUAAGCAGCACUCGUCUGCCCUCCAUUCCGGAACGCAGUGCAGCAGCAGCAGCGGCGGCAGCGGCAGCAGCGGCUGCAGCUGCCGCAAGCUCUGACGCGGGCGCUGGCAUCAUGGAAAGCGGUAGCGGUGCCGGAAGUUUCAAUGGCACGGAGCCGCCUUUGCCGCCCGCAUGGGAGGCACGCAUGGACAGUCAUGGGCGUAUAUUCUAUAUUGAUCACACAACCCGGACCACUUCGUGGCAGCGUCCCGGUCCCAGCACGGGUCCCGGCGGUCGCGAGCAGCAUCAUCGCCAGCAGCUGGACAGACGCUAUCAGUCCAUACGGCGCACCAUCACCAACGAGAAUCGCCUGUCGCUGCACGCUGCCGACCCGUCCACUGGCCAUACCCAUGGCCAUACCCAUGGUCACAAUCAGCUGUAUGGUCUUCCUCGUGGCGGUGGUCAGACAACCACAACGGCGUCAUCCACUACUGUUGCCGCUGGCGCUGUUGGGUCUGGGUCUGGGGCUGGCGCUGGAGCUGGGGCUGGGGCAGCUGUGCCGCCCGCCUCGCCAAAUCUGGCCAUACAUCCGGCGGUGCUGAUGCUUUGCCGUCCCGACUUUUACUCUCUGCUCCACACCAAUGAGGCGGCGCUGGCCAUUUACAAUCGCAACGCGGCACUUAAGCAUAUGGUUAUGCGGAUUCGUCGCGAUCCGCAGUGCUUCCAGCGCUAUCAGUACAACAAGGAUCUGGUGGCGCUUGUCAACACAUUUGCCCAGCUGAGCCGCGAGCUGCCCUCCUGUUGGGAGACCAAAGUGGAUCAGUCGGGCAAGCAGUUCUUCAUCGACCACCAGCAUCGCAAGACGUCCUUCAUGGAUCCUCGCCUGCCGGUCGAAUGUCCACGCGUUGUUCGUCAUCGCCAGCAGCACCACCACCACCAAUAUUUGCACCAGCCGCAUCCGGAUCUGGUUGAUGGCAAUUGCCUUUCGGCCACCAGCGGCCACAUCAACUCCAGCAGCUCCAGUUCCGGCGCAACGGUCUCAGGCGUCCCGCCGCUGCCACCACCCCGACCAUGCCGGGGCAGUCUCAAUCAAGCAGCCGCCAACGCCGCCGCCGCCGCUGCAUCCACACAUAACUGCACUACGGCGGCGGCCAUUGCCUGCGCGCUGAGCCUCAGCGGCGCCGUCGGCGGACCCAGCACCAGCGGGGCCACUGCAUCUGGCCCAGAGGAUGUGCCGAUAGCUUACAAUGAAAAGGUUAUUGCAUUUCUGCGACAACCCAACAUAUUGGAGAUUCUACGUGAACGGCAGGGCCAGCACACAGUGUCCCGAUCGCUGCGCGAAAAGAUUAACAUUCUGAGAGUUGAGGGCGUGCCCGCCUUGGAGCGUCUGGGCCAUGAUCUACAAUUGACUAUAGUGCUUAGCCUCUUCGAGCAGGAGAUCAUGAGCUAUGUUCCAAUUGAAGAGCGCAGUCCACAGGGCUCGCCGGUACUCAGCUCACGGAUGCCGCAACGGGCGCCGCCGCCAUUCCGCCGCGACUUUGAAGCCAAGCUGCGCAGCUUUUACCGCAAGCUGGAGUCCAAAGGUUACGGCCAAGGACCACACAAGCUGAAAUUGCACAUCCGACGCAGCCAUCUGCUGGAGGACGCAUUCCGUCGGAUUAUGUCCGCCAACAAGAAGGAUCUGCAGCGUGGCCGUCUGGCCGUGCUGUGGGACACUGAGGAGGGCCUGGACUAUGGCGGGCCCUCGCGCGAAUUCUUCUUCCUGCUGUCCCGCGAACUGUUCAAUCCCUACUACGGUUUGUUCGAGUACUCCGCCAACGACACGUACACCGUGCAGGUGUCGCCGUUGUCGGCAUUUGUGGACAACUGCCACGACUGGUUCCGGUUUAGCGGGCGUGUGCUGGGCCUUGCUCUGGUCCAUCAAUAUCUGCUGGAUGCGUUCUUCACGCGUCCCUUCUACAAGGCGCUUUUGCGUCUGCCGGUCGCCCUAAGCGAUCUCGAGUCGCUGGACAACGAGUUCCAUCAGUCGCUGCAGUGGAUACGCGACAACGAUAUAGGCACUGGCAUCGAUCUGGGACUUACCUUCUGUGUCACCGAGGAGCUGCUGGGGCGCGUUGUCGAGCGCGAACUGAAGCCGGGCGGCAAGAAUCUCAUUGUGAAUGAGAAGAACAAGAAGGAGUAUCUGGAGCGCAUGAUCAAAUGGCGAUUGGAGCGCGGCGUGCAGGAGCAAACGGAGUCGCUGGUGCGCGGCUUCUACGAAGUGGUUGACUCGCGUCUGGUCUCAGUCUUUGAUGCACGCGAACUGGAGCUGGUUAUAGCCGGCACCGCCGAGAUCGAUACCAACGAUUGGCGCCUAAACACCGAAUACCGUUCGGGCUACCACGACAACCAUCAGGUGAUCAUCUGGUUCUGGCAGGUGAUCGAGCGCUUUAGCAAUGAGCAGCGCCUGCGCCUGCUGCAGUUCGUCACGGGCACAUCCAGCAUACCAUACGAGGGCUUCUCGGCGCUGCGCGGCUCCACCGGUCCGCGACGCUUCUGCAUCGAGAAAUGGGGCAAGCCGAAUGCGCUGCCCCGCGCGCACACCUGCUUCAAUCGCUUGGAUCUGCCGCCCUAUCCCACGCCCGAGCUGCUCUACGAGAAGCUGCUGCUGGCCGUCGAGGAAACGAACACCUUUGGCAUCGAGUAAAUACAGCCAAAUACAACAAAAUGCCACCAGACACUAAUUGCCAUGUGGAUGUGGAUAUGGCUGCGGAUUCGGAUUCGAAUUCGGCUUUGGAUUUGCAUUUUGCAGCUGAUGCGUGAUAUUUGAUGGUGUUUGCUUCUU
Messenger RNA from Drosophila montana, 5104 nucleotides. RefSeq names its product Hecw ubiquitin protein ligase (gene Hecw). Gene Ontology annotation, cellular component: cytoplasm. The transcript has 5 exons. Gene Ontology annotation, biological process: protein polyubiquitination; regulation of dendrite morphogenesis. Lineage: Eukaryota; Metazoa; Arthropoda; Insecta; Diptera; Drosophilidae. Gene Ontology annotation, molecular function: protein binding; ubiquitin protein ligase activity. The record is from RefSeq and is a predicted model, not a curated record. The coding region runs from base 272 to 4966 and encodes 1564 amino acids.